This is a messenger RNA of Poeciliopsis prolifica (blackstripe livebearer), 2644 nucleotides long. RefSeq names its product TBC1 domain family member 12-like. NCBI's taxonomy places the organism in Eukaryota, Metazoa, Chordata, Actinopteri, Cyprinodontiformes, Poeciliidae. The record is from RefSeq and is a predicted model, not a curated record.
GUUGGGGAAUGUUAAAGAUGGCGCUGGGCGGUCAGAGGAAUGUUGCCGCAGCAACAAGCUGAAGGGAUUUAAUUAAUCUUCCAGCCGGCACCGAGUUCCUGUUCCCUCCACGGACUGAAUACUUCAGGUUCUGAAGCCAACAUGAGCCCGGCAGACCCGGUCAGAGCCCGUAACCGUGUGGUGUCCCUCCCGUUAAGAUGGUAGCCGGAUCCUCGGAGAACAACAGAAGCUGCUGCGGAGUUCGGCCCACCGAGCCGGAGGAUCUUACGGCCGGAGCCGAGGCGUCUGUGGCGGACUGAGCGGGUCAUGGAGACGCAGAAGGACAACGGAGGCUCGGUUUCUGUGGAUGUGAACGAAAACGAAGAUGAACCGGUGGGUGUGGAGGAGAAACCGGGUCCCCGGACCCUGAAGGAGCGCAGCCUGCUGGCCGGGUCAGCGGGUCAGGGCGGCGGCUGGACCCGGGAUCCGGUUGAUUUCAACGGGAGGAACGCAGCCAGACACCCGGAGAUCAUGCUGGUCGCUGCGGAGGACGGGUACCGGUCCGGCCCGGUGGUGCUGGGCGGUGUGAACGGGUUCUCCCUGGAAGCGAGAGGUCCAGCUGCGCUCCAGGAGGAUGGAGACGCUUCUCCCCUGGACCAGCGCUCCUGUCCGGAGAGGCCGAACCGGACCCCCGCGGGGGUCAACCUGUCCAACGGGGUGGCCGGCAGAGCGGAGGCGGCGGUCCGGGGUCUGGGUCAGAAUCCGGGUCAGAACCCGGGUCAGAACCUGGGUCAGUGUGAUCUGAGCCGGGAGGAGCUGAAAGUAGCUAACGGUGGUUUGCACAUGAUUGGUCCCCGUUCUGAGUGGCCCGGUUCCGAUUACUUCCCUGUAAACAGACACUCUGACCCGGGCUGUUGGCAGCGCCGCGACCCCAGAUCCCCACCAUCCACCCCGGAACCGAGCCCCGGCCCCGCGUCGCCCUGCCCGUCCAGCCCGCCGUCCGAGCCCAACACCCGGCAGGAGGACGAGGAGCCGCUCGGUGACCCGGAUGUUCCCGCCAGGCCGCGGAGUCUGCGGACCAACCCCGCAGCCAGCGUGUCCCGCAGCUGUGACGCCACCCCGCUGACCCCUGAUGAGGGGGGGUUCAACUUUGACCCCGAGGCGGGCCGGAGGCAGAGCGCUCCGGACAAGCUGAGUGAGGAGACCGGAGGUUCGGAGCUCAAAGUGAUGCCCAAAAGGUUCGGCAUCGCGGACUUCUUCACCAGGAGCCUGUUUUCUAGAAAACCCAAAGAGUCCAAGGCAGCGUCCCACAAUGCAACAGGAUGGCGACUGUUCAGCAAGUCAGAGACCAGAGAGGAGGAGCAGAGCGGCGAGGCGGCCAUGACGCCGCCGCAGCAGGAGGACGAGGACUCGCCGUGUCCACAGCGCCCCUCGGCUGCAGGGAGGAGAAAGAACCUGGAGUUUGAGCCUCUGUCCACCACCGCUCUGAUUCUGGAGGACCGGCCGUCGAACCUGCCGGCCAAGUCCCUGGAGGAGACGCAGAGACACAAGCUGGAAUACGAGGAGAUGGUGGCCGGAGCCAAGAGGAGAGAGAUGAAGGACGCCCAGAAGAAGAAGCGCCAGAUGAAGGAGCGAUACCGGCAGGAGGACAGCAUCUCCAGCGCCAUGGUGGUCUGGAACAACGAGAUCCUGCCGCACUGGGAUGCCAUGAAGGGGACGAGGCGGGUCCGGGACCUCUGGUGGCAGGGCCUUCCUCCUGGAGUCCGAGGACGAGUCUGGGGCCUGGCCAUCGGCAACGAGCUCAACAUCACGGCAGAACUGUAUGAGAUCUUCCUGUCCAGAGCCAAGGAGAAGUGGAGGAGCUACAGCGAGACGAGCUCGGUCAACGACAACGAGAGCGACGGAGGAGCAUCUCUGGCGGACCGGGAGUCCAGUCUGGACCUCAUCAAGCUGGACAUCUCCAGAACCUUCCCGUCUCUCUUCAUCUUCCAGAAGGGCGGGCCGUACCACGACCUGCUGCACAGCGUGCUGGGAGCCUACACCUGCUACCGACCCGACAUCGGCUACGUCCAGGGCAUGUCGUUCAUCGCCGCCGUGUUGAUCCUGAACCUGGAGGAAGCCGAGGCCUUCAUCACCUUCGCCAACCUGCUCAACAAGCCGUGUCAGAUGGCGUUCUUCAGGGUGGACCACGAGCUGAUGCUGAAGUAUUUCACCGCCUUUGAGAUUUUCUUUGAGGAGAAUCUUCCUCGACUCUUCAGCCACUUCCAGACCAACAGCCUGACCCCUGACCUUUACCUGAUCGACUGGAUCUUCACGCUGUACAGUAAGUCUCUCCCGCUGGACGUGGCGUGCCGGGUCUGGGACGUGUUCUGCCGGGACGGCGAGGAGAGCCUGUUCCGGACCGGCCUGGGGAUCCUGCGCCUCUUCCAGGACGUCCUGCUGCAGAUGGACUUCAUCCACAUCGCCCAGUUCCUCACGCGCCUCCCCGACGACCUGCAGCCGCACACGCUGUUCGCCGCCAUGGCCAACACGCACAUGGUCAGCCGGAACCGCCGCUGGGCCCAGGUGUUCUCCGCCGUGAUGAAGGACGGGAACGUCAGAGAGGCGGAGAAGUCCAGCAGCCCGGCUCUCAGGAGCUAACGCUGACCUGCUGCUCCCUCCGCUG